AUGGACACAUCGCCAGCAUCUUCGGAUCUAGUGUUCGAGAAGAGACCACUUAUCACGACCCUCGCCGGUGAUCCUUCCCUGGGAACGGACAGCCAUCAGAGGCAGCAGUCACCGGUCAGACCGCAGCCUCUGUCGGUCCUCUCUGCGGCCCUGCAGUCGGAAGAGGAGAGAGAUUGCCAAGAGCAACUUGACGGAAGGAGGGUUCGACUGGCGAUGCUGGGCCGCGAACUCAACACGAUGUUGAGGCUCGCCAUCUUCACGUAUCGCCAUUCCGGGGCGGCUGCGAAAGUUGGGUCGUUGCUUGUGCUGCUGCCCACGGAGCGAAAAGCGAGGCAGCAAGCGGAGAUAUUCGCGUCCCUGAGGAGGCCAGACUAUCCUCCUCUCCCUGAUGAACCCGAACCCAUCUGCACCUUUUGA
Fonsecaea multimorphosa CBS 102226 is the source of this 417-nucleotide messenger RNA. RefSeq lists its product as uncharacterized. The transcript has 2 exons. The coding region runs from base 1 to 417 and encodes 138 amino acids. The record is from RefSeq and is a predicted model, not a curated record. NCBI's taxonomy places the organism in Eukaryota, Fungi, Ascomycota, Eurotiomycetes, Chaetothyriales, Herpotrichiellaceae.